ACAAGGAAAAUGUCACCCACGAUACAAGGCUUCUUGUUAUUAUUUCUGUUUGGCUACAAAGCCACAGUGGGAUUAUCAUCUACAGAGGAUGAAGGUGAAGGCCCCUGGGACCAAAAGCCAUGCAAGUGUGAUUGCCAAGGAGGGGCCAAUGGUCUGUGGUCUGCAGGUGCCAUCUCCUUAGACUGCAUCCCAGAAUGCCCAUAUCACAAACCCCUGGGUUUUGAGUCAGGGAAGGUCACACCAGACCAGAUUACCUGCUCCAACCCAGAGCAGUAUGUGGGCUGGUAUUCCUCAUGGACAGCAAAUAAGGCCCGGCUCAACAGUCAAGGAUUUGGGUGCGCCUGGCUCUCCAAGUUCCAGGACAGUAAUCAGUGGCUGCAGAUAGAUCUGAAGGAGAUCAAGGUGAUUUCGGGCAUCCUCACCCAGGGCCGCUGUGACAUUGAUGAGUGGAUGACCAAAUAUAGCGUGCAGUACCGGACCGAUGAGCGCCUCAACUGGAUUUACUAUAAGGAUCAGACUGGAAACAACAGGGUUUUCUAUGGAAACUCAGACCGGAGUUCCACAGUCCAGAACCUGCUGCGGCCCCCCAUCAUUUCCCGCUUUAUCCGACUGAUCCCACUGGGCUGGCAUGUCCGCAUUGCCAUCCGGAUGGAGCUGCUGGAGUGUGUCAGCAAGUGUGCCUGACUCCCACCCUAGCACAGGCCUGCCAGCGAGGG
Messenger RNA from Dipodomys ordii (Ord's kangaroo rat), 716 nucleotides. RefSeq names its product retinoschisin 1 (gene Rs1). The record is from RefSeq and is a predicted model, not a curated record. The transcript has 6 exons. The coding region runs from base 10 to 684 and encodes 224 amino acids. NCBI's taxonomy places the organism in Eukaryota, Metazoa, Chordata, Mammalia, Rodentia, Heteromyidae.